AUGUUUGAGAUCCGUAUUGGUGUAAUUGGCUAUGUCUCUGUGGGCAAGACAACAGUCAUCAAUGCCCUCUUUGGAGAGGAGUUUGGCGAAGUUGCAAUGAAGCGAACAACAGCCGUGGUCAAUUCGUUCCGCAUCAGCUCUCCUGAGGAUGCAAUGGCAACCAUGAAGGUGGAAGACCAGGAUUCUUCAGAUGAAUCUGUGACAUUGGUGUCCAAAAAGCUGUCAGCCAGUGUGACUUUGAAAGAGACUUCAACAGACAACGCUUCCUUUCGAAACAGCAAUGACGUGAAGGAGAAGACUUUUGACAUUGAGCUGGAAGAAUCACUCCACAAGAUGCGACCAGAUACGAAGCUGGUCAUUGUUGAUGUUCCUGGGAUCAACGAGGCUGGGACCAGCUCCAAGUACAAGGACUUUGUCAAUUCGAACUGGCACACCUUUGACAUUGUGGUGUUGGUGAUGGAUGCACGUCAGGGUGUGAACACAGAGGAGCAGCUUGAUCUCCUAAAGCUCGUAAAAGAUAACCUGACAUCAAGUAAAGAUGUCCCCGUUAUUAUUCUUGCUAACAAGGUUGAUGAUCCAUUUGACAGGGAGCAGAAGGCUCUACUUGACGAAGCCCGGGAGGCUAUUGCCAACCUCUUUGGUGUGGGUGAUCGAGAGAGGGCUUUGCAGUUGUUGCUGAACCCACUCGAAACCAAGAAGGGCCAGGCAAAAAGACUCAAACAAGACCAGACUGAUUUAUUUCCAGUUGUCAUCCCCAUCUCUGCAAUGCAUGCUUUCGUCUACCGAUGUGGCUCUCGACUCUCAUUUGAUGAGUUCAUCAAAAUGGACAAGGAUUUCAUCGAAAAAAUUGGCAAGCACAGCUAUGGAUGGCAAUGGCAUCAAUUUGGGGAGGAAGGACAACUGCAGAAGGCAUUCAAGGCUGUCAGUGAAACUGACCUACGCAAAGGGGGGAUGAUAGCCAGUAACUUCGAGGCAUUUGUGAAGGUCCUUCAAUGCUGCAUUGGUGACAAACAGCAGCAGACUCUCCAUAUUGAACAUCAGGUUAAGGUGGCACUCGAGAGAAUGAAACAAGCUUCACCCGGUUCUGAUUUAGGAACUGAAUUGAUUACAGCAUACACAAAGCUGGAGGCCAUAGGAAGGCCAGUCAGUCAUCUUCCAAAAGCCUUCUGGGCAUCUUUUGACCGUUUAAAGAACGAGGCUUUCAAUGACUUCAAAACCAACAAUUCCCCAGCAUCAUUUACCCAACCGAUUGGCCAGCUCUGCAAUUACCACAGAGCGUUGCAGGCCCUUCAGUGGCCAAACGAGAUGGAGAAGGUUGCCAAGAAUGCCAAAGCGCUUGCUGUGGAGUGUGCUGUGUUGGUGAUUGAGUCUGACAAAUUCAGCCAGCUGUCUGAAAGUGACCAAUCCUUGAUUGUUGGAUCAAUGCUUCUGAGCUCCAGCGAGACAGCGUUCAAUUUACACUUUGGCUUUCUCAGGCUCUAUCUUGAGUCCAAGAGACCCUAUGCCAGUGGCAGAGUUUGUACCCAUAGGCCUUCUGGCAGAGAGUGUUAUUUUCAGCAGUGCAACGGAAGGCUAUCAACAUGCCCUAGCAGCUACGGCAAUGGUGUUGAGCUUUGCGGAUCCUGCAGCCGUUAUUGGAUCAUGAUUGAUUUCAAACAUGCCAAUGAAAACUGCCCCUAUUGCUUGAUCAGGGGCAGCGGGAACUGGCCACUUUCUGCUGCUAAAAAAGAUGGCGUUGGGCUCCACUCUGUGAGAUGUAACAGUGGCUGCACCAGGACCUUCGUGUUUUUUCCCCCUACCUUUCGUGAUGUAAAGAUGAAGGCUGAAGGAGGCCAGCUUGUCCCUGUGGAUGAGAAUGUCUACAAAAAGGCUGUGACGGUUGAUGUGCCUGACUCGCCAGAAGACCCCAAUCAUUUUGGUCAUGUCCUGUGGAAGUGCUGCCAGCUCCUGCAGAAAGCCGAGGCCUAG
Seminavis robusta is the source of this 1968-nucleotide messenger RNA. The record is from the annotation of a GenBank genome assembly. NCBI's taxonomy places the organism in Eukaryota, Bacillariophyta, Bacillariophyceae, Naviculales, Naviculaceae.